This is a messenger RNA of Anoplopoma fimbria (sablefish), 4485 nucleotides long. RefSeq lists its product as uncharacterized. The coding region runs from base 164 to 3037 and encodes 957 amino acids. Gene Ontology annotation, cellular component: membrane. The record is from RefSeq and is a predicted model, not a curated record. Gene Ontology annotation, biological process: cell volume homeostasis; chloride ion homeostasis; potassium ion homeostasis. Gene Ontology annotation, molecular function: potassium:chloride symporter activity. Lineage: Eukaryota; Metazoa; Chordata; Actinopteri; Perciformes; Anoplopomatidae. The transcript has 13 exons.
CUACACUGUAUCUCUACAUUGUAACACACUGGUCAUGGGAGGAGAUGGGCAGUGCCUGUGGACCUCUAACCUGCUGUGAACUUGUGUUAUGGGUCAUUUUAACAGAUGAACUGGAUUAACUCUCUCUGAAAACACCCAGGAGGUUGUGAGGUCGCUUCUCAUCAUGACAGAGCGGACCCCUCUCCUCCACUACCGCCUCUCCACCAGCGUCAAUGAGUCCGAGCUGCGGUGCCCUCCGGCCGGCCAGGCCCCGGUGCAGAGCCCGGGCAGCCCGAGGCAGAGGUCCACCCAGCAGCCCAAGAAGCUCUCCAUCUUCUUCGGGGUGGUGAUCCCCACCCUGCUGUCCAUGUUCAGCGUGGUGGUGUUCCUCCGGAUAGGAUUCAUGGUGGGCCAGUCCGGACUGUACCAAGCCAUUGCCAUGCUCCUGGUGGCCUACUUCAUCAUCUGCAUGACCGUGCUGUCGGUCUGCGCCAUCUCCACCAACGGAGCCCUGGACGCCGGAGGGGCCUAUUACAUGAUCAGCAGAGCGUUGGGUCCAGAGUUCGGCGGCAGCAUCGGCAUCAUGUUCUUCCUGGCCAACGUGUGCGCCAGCGCUCUCUACGUGCUCGGUCUGGUCGAGGCCAUCGUGGCCACCUUCGGAGUGCCAGAAGACGGGUCUGUGGUCACUUCUGCCUACCAGGUCCUGCCGUCGGGCUACUGGUGGUCUCUGCUCUACGCCACGGGCGUCGCCCUGCUGUGCCUGCUGGUGUGCCUGGUGGGGGCCCACAUCUACGCCAAGGCCACCUUCGUCAUCUUCCUGGUGGUCAUGUUCGUCCUGGGCACCAUCUUCAUCAGCUUCUUCGCCGUACACCCGCGUACCAUCGUGCUGCCCGGCUCUGCCGCGUUCAACCCGACGGCCAACGGGACGGGCCCCGCCUUCCCCACCACCGCCAACUUCACCGGCUUCAAGCUGGACACGCUGCUGGGGAACCUGAGGGCUGACUACACGGUGGAUUACACAACCAACACUAUGAUGACCUUUGCCACCGUCUUCGCCGUCAUGUUUAACGGCUGCACCGGCAUCAUGGCCGGCUCCAAUAUGUCAGGUGACCUGAAGAAUCCAAGCUACUCCAUCCCCCGCGGCACCAUCACAGCCGUCAUCUUCACCUUCAUCAUCUACAACCUGCUCAGCAUACUGGUGGCCUGCUCCUGUGACCGCGUCCUCCUCCAGAGGGACUACAGCUUCCUGAGAGACAUCAACAUCUGGAACCCCUUCGUCACCGUCGGGGUUUAUUCCUCCACGCUCUCCGCCGCCAUGAGCAACCUCAUCGGAGCCUCGCGCAUCCUCUACGCCCUCGCCAGGGACGACCUGUUUGGUAAGGUGCUAUCUCCGGCGAAGAAGACGUCCCACAGUGGUAACCCCUGGGUAUCGGUGCUCCUAUCCUGGUUCCUUGUGCAGCUGGUGCUUUUCUCCGGGAAGCUCAACACCAUCGCCAGCAUUGUGACCAUCUUCUUCCUGCUGGUGUAUGCGGCCGUGGACUUGGCCUGCCUCGCUCUGGAAUGGGCCUCCGCACCUAAUUUCAGGCCCACCUUCCGGUACUUCACCUGGCACACCUGCGUGCUGGGCAUCGUGGGCUGCGCCAUCAUGAUGUUCCUCAUCAACGCCAUCUACGCCUCGGCCAGCAUCGCCUUCAUGCUGCUGCUGCUGCUGCUGAUCCACUACCUCAGCCCCACCUCCAGCUGGGGCUACAUCAGCCAGGCGCUCAUCUUCCACCAGGUGCGCAAGUACCUGCUGAUGCUGGACGUGAGGAAGGACCACGUCAAGUUCUGGAGGCCUCAGGUCCUGCUGAUGGUCUCCAACCCUCGCAGCAGCGUGGGCCUCAUCAAAUUCAUCAACGACAUCAAGAAGAGCGGCCUCUACGUGUUGGGACACGUUCAGCUCGGAGACCUCAACACUCUGCCGUCCGACCCCCUGCAGUCCAAGUAUGACUCCUGGUUGUCGUUGGUGGACCAUCUAAACAUCAAAUCUUUUGUCAACUUGACGUUGGCCGAUUCUGUGCGUCACGGCGUCCAGCAUCUCCUCUUCAUCUCCGGACUAGGUGGGAUGCGUCCCAACAUCCUCAUCCUCGGUUUCUAUGACGACUGUCUUCCAAAGGACAAGCUGAUCGAUCCGUCGCUCGUCACCAGUCUGUCCACGGAUCUCCCCGACUCCCUGCAGGAUCCCGAUCAACAACCCCCUCUCUUCCACUUCUCCUCGCUGCGGGGGUCCAGCGACCGGCAGGAUUGUGGCGAGUUCGGAGACGGUAAAGUUUUAGGACCCGAGGAGUACGUAGCCAUCAUCGCCGACGCCAUGAAGAUGCUGAAGAACGUGGUGCUCGCCCGAUACUUCAACGGCUUCGACCGAGCCCAGGUCCUCUCGCCGCCCUCCUCCAAGGGCGGCGUCUACGUGGACGUCUGGCCCGUCAACCUCCUCCGCCCGGACAGCUGCAGCUACGUGGACACCUGCUCCCUGUUCCUGCUGCAGCUGGCGUGCAUCCUCAACAUGGUGAGGGCCUGGCGCCGGGCCACGCUCCGCCUCUUCCUGUGCGUGGAGGACGGGCGGAGCGUGAGGGGCUCGGAGGAGAAGCUGGGCCAGCUGCUGAAGGAGCUGAGGAUCAAAGCGCAGGUCUACACCGUGCCCUGGGACCAGCAGGUGGCGCUCCACUGGCAGCGGCAAGGCGAGUGGGGGAAGAAGAAGCCGCCGACGCAGUCCCCCGACGCCACCGCCAACGAGGAGAAGGAGCAGAGGGCGGAGGAGGAAGAGGACGACGACGACUACGUCAACAGCUUCCCGAGCAACGCCACGCGCCUCUCUGACGACUACCUGUCGGCCGUCAACACGCUGAUCCUGGACUCGGCUCGGCCCGCCCCCGCCGUGCGUUUCCUGUAUUUGCCCCGCCCCCCAGCCGACACCCGUCGCUACACCACCUACUUACACCAGCUGGAUCUGCUGACUCAGGGCCUGGGCCCCACGCUGCUCAUCCACGGGGUCACGCCCGUCAUCACCACUGACCUCUGAACAGUCCUCCUUCCAGAGGCCUGAUCAGCAGGAGGAUCUCUCCGAAGGUUUGACUUCUCCACCCAAUGACACGAACAAUUCUGGUUUCCCAUCAAACUUCUGAAGAAACAAGAAGGUAAACUUUUAGGUCAGCAGUCAAAGCAACAGGCUGAUUGAAUGUAUGCAAGUUAAGUUAACAGCUUUUCACACAAACGUACAGCCUGCCAAUAAAAGCAGUAUCAUAGAGGGUAUAUUUAUAUUUUCAGUCGGCCUCCGUCAGCUACUUCCUCAUCCAUAUUUUCCAUAGAGAGAGCGGUUUAAAUCCCGAUACACUCCAACCUGAACCUGAAGUCUCCCCUUGAUCCCCCCCCCCCGCUGCUCAAACCCCCUGAAAUGACCAUUCCAUAUGCCUCCAGAUCAAAAAAAGUGCCUCGCUAGAUAGGAAAGUUUGGACUGCGUUCCACCUCGGAGCAGUCGUCUGCAGGAAAUCUGCUUUUCCGUUUUAAGGAGCUUUAGGUAAUACAAUAAUAACGACGGUGCUACUAUAGAAGUCCUAAAACAUUUUAUUCCAGAAAAUGAUUUCUUGUGGGAUCUCAGGAAGACUUUAUUUUCCUCCCAAAAGCACUUUUUUUUUUUUCCUCGCUGUACCAAACUGCAAGCUCUGCAAAAACUCCUUAAACAUGUUUACAGUGCCAAUAACUACUGUGGUUAUCCACACAGUUGUAUUGAUUCUUUUAAUGUAUUUUUAGGUACUUUAAAACUUUAGAAUAGUUUUUACUCGACAGUGACUGAGUUGUGCCUGAAUUAAUUGUAUUAUUUGCCUUUACCCAAAAUAUUUGUAACCUUUAAAGUGAACCUUUGUAACUUUCGUUGAAUUGAGGCCACAAGAUGCAUUUACAGGAUAAUAGUUAAUGCAAAAACAUAAUGUAUUAAUAGCGCAAAGAGGAGUCUGUAAUAACAACUGAACAGCAGUAUUUCUCUACAGAUGCUAACAUCAGCUAACCGUAGCUUCAUACCAGACUACAUCAGGCUUCAUCAGCUAAGCUAAACCCAAAUACUGAGUUAGGAAAACAUGUAAGCAUGUGACAAAAGAUACAUACUCUCACUUUAAGUGUUGAAAAGCAUUUUGUGGCAAAUGAGUGUUUUUAUUCCUUUAAUGCAUUGAUGCGAUGGAUAACCUCUAAUGCUGCAUUGACUCUGCACGGCACGGCUCGGCUCGGCUUCAAUCAACUCGCUCUUUCAUGGGUUUUCUUUUGCUAAAUUUGCUGAUAUUUUUACUUUUUUUUAUGGUACGACCUCGUCAAGGUUCCAUGCGAGACGCGGGACAUCCUGCACAAACCCGCCAUUUUUUAAAAAAUAGCUAAAUUUGGUCGACUGCAGUUUAUCAUUUUUUUUAUUCUCUCAACCGAGAUUUUAAAAAAUGGCAGCUUGCAAAAGUUGGAGUACACUACGUCAUUCAAUAGACAAAG